Gadus chalcogrammus (walleye pollock) is the source of this 3558-nucleotide messenger RNA. RefSeq names its product KH domain containing 4, pre-mRNA splicing factor (gene khdc4). Bases 114 to 1919 code for a protein of 601 amino acids. The record is from RefSeq and is a predicted model, not a curated record. Gene Ontology annotation, molecular function: RNA binding. NCBI's taxonomy places the organism in Eukaryota, Metazoa, Chordata, Actinopteri, Gadiformes, Gadidae. Gene Ontology annotation, cellular component: nucleus. The transcript is spliced from 14 exons.
CCGGCUUGCUCCUCGACAACAGAACAAUCUGGUGGCGCAGUGGAACCAAGUACAUUUUGUUGUUAAAAUAUUCUUAAUUGCAUUGAUAGGUCCCUCUGUAAUAAAGGACAUUGAUGUCAUUUGGUGGAACUCAAAACGGCGGCCGCCGCAGCAAAUGGGACCAGCCGGGGCCCGGGUCCGGUUCUGGGGGGAUGGGUGAGGUGGAGCCUGCACCCACUGGGGCCCUGGAUGCAGCAGCAGCCGUGGCUGCUAAGAUCAAUGCCAUGUUGGUGGCCAAAGGAAAACUGAGACCCUCACAAAUAGGAGUCCCUGGACCCCUCGACAAGGUCGUGGGUGUUUGCAAACCUGCGAUGCAGACUAAAGCUAAGGACGAUCUGGUGGUGGCCGAGGUGGAGAUUAACGACGUGCCCCUCACCUGCCGUAACCUACUGACCCGGGGGCAAACCCAAGAUGAGAUCAGUAAAAUUAGUGGCGCUGCGGUGUCCACUAGAGGGCGCUACAUGGCCGCAGACGAGAAGGGCAAAGCACUGUCGGGGGAGCGUCCUCUUUACCUGCAUGUCCAAGGCCAGACCAGGGAGCUGGUGGACAGGGCUGUCAACAGAAUCAAGGAGAUCAUCACCAACGGAUUGGUGAAGGCUGUGGCUGCAACAACAUCCUCUUCGUCCUACAGUCACAGUCCUGCAGCCCCAGCACCAGUUUACCAACCGCAUAAACCACCUCCAGUCUCGAUGGCACCCAUGAGCCAUGGCCACAAACCACACUAUCAGUCUGGGAUGCACUAUGUGCAGGACAAACUCUUCGUGGGUCUGGAGCACGCCAUCCAGGGCUUCCCCGUGAAGGAGAAGGUGGAGGGACCCGGCUGCUCCUACCUGCAGCACAUCCAGGCCGAGACGGGGGCCAAAGUCUUCCUCCGGGGGAAGGGCUCGGGCUGCCUGGAGCCCACCUCUGGACGUGAGGCCUUCGAGCCCAUGUACAUCUACAUCAGCCAUCCUAAACCUGAGGGGCUGGCAGCCGCCAAAACCCUCUGUCAAAACCUGCUCCAAACCGUACAUGCUGAAUAUUCCAACUUCCUGAACCAAAUGAGUUCGAUGAUGCCCCCGCAAGGCUACAUGCCGCCAAUAGCAGUCAACGGAUUGCCCCCCCAGCCUGCCUACUACCCCCCUGCAGGCUACCAGCCGAGCUACCCCAUGCCCGUCCCCCCACCCCGGCCGGUUCCCCCUCCGUACGCUGUCCCCCCGCCCAUCCCCCUAGCAGCCCCCUCGGUGGUGCCCCCCCCGUACAGCCUCCCCCCUGCCCGUCUACCCGCCCCUGUUCCCGCCGUGAUGCCACCGCUGCAGGUCACUCCCGUUCCCUCCUUCUCUCCCGCUGUGCCCGCUCUCCCCAAGGCCCCGCCCCCGGUGCAGGCAACCAAUCCCCCGCAGAAAAGGCGCUUCACGGAAGAGGUGCCGGACGAGAGGGACAGCGGGCUCCUGGGUUACCAGCAUGGACCCAUUCAUAUGACUAAUUUAGGUGCAGGCUUCCCAGUGGGCAGCCCGGAGACCUCAGGACCCCUGUCACAGAGUUCCUCCAGUGCACCAAAUGAGAGGGACAGUCGACAGCUAAUGACCCCACUGCCCAUGUCUUUGAACGGAGGUAUGAGACCCAAGAUGGAGGAGAUGAGGGCACUGCAAGGCCCUCUGGAGCCUUCCGUGAAGCGAGUGAAGACGGGCCUGGUGGCGUACACGGGGGACUCCUCGGACGAAGAGGAGGAGCACCGCUCUGCCCCACGGGCUCUGGGGACAGGUAACCCCGGGUUGGCUCCCCCUCCGUCCCCCAGCUGGACGCAGGGGUACCGCGGCCUCACGCCUGCAGCGCCCCGUGACAAAGCUCAGACACACCAUCAGCAGCAGCCGCCCAUGCCCUUCUGGAUGGCCCCUUGAGGCAGAGCCAGGCCCAGCACAAACCCCUGAAAUGAAUUUGAAUGGCCCUGUCCUUCCAGGGCGACCCAACACCUUGUGGUUGGCUUUUGACACGUGUUCACGACCACAUUGAAAACGGGUUCUGCACUUUGGUCGGCAAAAAGACUUGCUGAUGUUUUUUGUUUUUUUGAAGUAGCUCUCAACUAUAGGUUGGAAAUGCAAUGUGUAAAAGACAUUUGAAAUCUUUAAAUACAUUUUUGUUAAACUACUGUGCUGGCUCCUCCAUGGAUAGAUCAGCAAUACUAAACCUUCACUUUUGGAUUAAUCCCCCGUGCGGAAGUAAAAAAGUCUUUUUAACAGGUAAUGAUGUCUCAAAUUGCGUCUUUCUAUUCGCCUCUUUCUACUUUCCCUUGUUAAAAGUUUCCAGGGUUAAAAGUUCUGUUUGCCAUUCCUUUAUGCUUUUUUGUACAAACUAAACUUAACCUCAUGUCAUAGACCAAUUAACUUUAUUUCAUGAUUUUGUGAAAUAAAUGUUAUUUAUUGCAGUGUAUCUUUUGUCGUGUAUCCCUGCCUUGCUACAAAACGCAAACAGUAUACUUUAUAAUGCAGUACUAUACUCAUCAACAGUCUAUAUUAUUAUAUAGAUUCACUGACUGCCAUUAUGACAAAGAAGGUGCCAUUGUAGUUAAACAGCUUUCAGAUAUGUGUACGUUCAACAGGGCACACUAAGCAUCACAUCAGUACUUAAAAUGGAUCAAAACAAUUCUACUAUUCCCCGUCGUAUAGCUGAGGGCCGUUAACAGCCUUGAGGUAUAGUGAUGUACUGGAGAUUCAGACCAUCUCGAUCGAUGGCUCUCGAGGAGUGUUUGUCGAGUUGUAUUCUGCAAUGCGGCUCUCCAUCACUGGGCGGAAAUGGCGGAUCAGCCCCUGUGGAAGAAACAAGUUCACCAUUAAAUAUAAUUAUGGCUUGUAUGUUUGAAUCCUACCAUGACAUUCACUUUGUAGGUGAGGAGUCCAUUGCAGCAGCAGUUUAGGGCAGUGAUUAGCGUAAGACUGCUGACAUAACAUUGAAAAUGUUUUUCUUACCUUCUAUCUAAUCAAUGAAGCAAUAAUGGCAGGGGCUGCCCACAUGAUGAGCAAUGGGGUGGUAAACCCUACCCCUACUAAAGAUGGCAUGACUCAGUCCUGUGAGCUAAACCAAAGUGAGGCGAUUCACUGCUGGAGUCCAUGAGAGUGACAGGAAGUAGAUUAACCAUAAAGAACAUUCCAUAUUGUAUUGGGUUAUACCAAGUAAGACCUGUCCAUGGGUUGUUGUGGUUUCAGGAAGGACUCACCUGUACGGGCCAGGCAGCCCCAUCCCCCAGGGCGCAGAUGGUAUGUCCCUCUAUCUGCUUGCUCAGCUCCCAAAUCAUAUCUAUUUCUGACACAGCCGCCUCACCGCGCACAAACCUCCACAUCAUCCCGUCCAUCCAGUCCACUCCUUCAGGGCAGGCACAAGGGAGGCAAAGAGAGAACCAUUUGGUUUGUUGGGUCAAUGCUUCUCUGGCGAAGCAUUGUGAACAGCAUAGGCUUACUUGUUUAGUAGUAGUUAUAGUUUAAUUAUGAAUGAGUAACCAACGUUUAAAAAUAAACUGAAUUAUGGCCAAGUGCAACAAUUAUG